Symphalangus syndactylus (siamang) is the source of this 1846-nucleotide messenger RNA. RefSeq names its product poly(rC) binding protein 1 (gene PCBP1). NCBI's taxonomy places the organism in Eukaryota, Metazoa, Chordata, Mammalia, Primates, Hylobatidae. Gene Ontology annotation, molecular function: RNA binding. The record is from RefSeq and is a predicted model, not a curated record.
GUUUUUUUUUUAAGGACCAUGUGAGGGUUGGCGCAAUCUUGUGACCUAAAAAAGACGGGUCCUCAUUUUUUUUCAAGGGGUCCUGCGCAGCAAGCACUUCCGGGGUCAGAGGGUACGCGGGGUUGAAAGCGGGCUUCCCGCCCCGCCCAGACCGCCGAGGCUGCCGCCGGAGUCGCCACCGCCGCGCCCUCGCCCACCCGCCCGCCCGCCGCUCCCGGCCCCGCUCGCCCCCUCCGCCGCCGCCGCCCGCCCCUGCGACUACGCUGCGGCCUCCCGCCCGCUCCCGCUCGCUCCCGCUCGCUCCCGCGGCCCUCGCUCGCCUUGCGCCGGCAGUUUUGGGCCUACACCUCCCCUCCCCCCGCCAGCCGCCAAAGACUUGACCACGUAACGAGCCCAACUGCCCCGAACGCCGCCCGCCGCUCGCCAUGGAUGCCGGUGUGACUGAAAGUGGACUAAAUGUGACUCUCACCAUUCGGCUUCUUAUGCACGGAAAGGAAGUAGGAAGCAUCAUUGGGAAGAAAGGGGAGUCGGUUAAGAGGAUCCGCGAGGAGAGUGGCGCGCGGAUCAACAUCUCGGAGGGGAAUUGUCCGGAGAGAAUCAUCACUCUGACCGGCCCCACCAAUGCCAUCUUUAAGGCUUUCGCUAUGAUCAUCGACAAGCUGGAGGAAGAUAUCAACAGCUCCAUGACCAACAGCACCGCGGCCAGCAGGCCCCCGGUCACCCUGAGGCUGGUGGUGCCGGCCACCCAGUGCGGCUCCCUGAUUGGGAAAGGCGGGUGUAAGAUCAAAGAGAUCCGCGAGAGUACGGGGGCGCAGGUCCAGGUGGCGGGGGAUAUGCUGCCCAACUCCACCGAGCGGGCCAUCACCAUCGCUGGCGUGCCGCAGUCUGUCACCGAGUGUGUCAAGCAGAUCUGCCUGGUCAUGCUGGAGACGCUCUCCCAGUCUCCGCAAGGGAGAGUCAUGACCAUUCCGUACCAGCCCAUGCCGGCCAGCUCCCCAGUCAUCUGCGCGGGCGGCCAAGAUCGGUGCAGCGACGCUGCGGGCUACCCCCAUGCCACCCAUGACCUGGAGGGACCACCUCUAGAUGCCUACUCGAUUCAAGGACAACACACCAUUUCUCCGCUCGAUCUGGCCAAGCUGAACCAGGUGGCAAGACAACAGUCUCACUUUGCCAUGAUGCACGGCGGGACCGGAUUCGCCGGAAUUGACUCCAGCUCUCCAGAGGUGAAAGGCUAUUGGGCAAGUUUGGAUGCAUCUACUCAAACCACCCAUGAACUCACCAUUCCAAAUAACUUAAUUGGCUGCAUAAUCGGGCGCCAAGGCGCCAACAUUAAUGAGAUCCGCCAGAUGUCCGGGGCCCAGAUCAAAAUUGCCAACCCAGUGGAAGGCUCCUCUGGUAGGCAGGUUACUAUCACUGGCUCUGCUGCCAGUAUUAGUCUGGCCCAGUAUCUAAUCAAUGCCAGGCUUUCCUCUGAGAAGGGCAUGGGGUGCAGCUAGAACAGUGUAGGUUCCCUCAGUAACCCCUUUCUGCUGUUUUCCCAUGAUCCAACUGUGUAAUUUCUGGUCAGUGAUUCCAGGUUUUAAAUAAUUUGUAAGUGUUCAGUUUCUACACAACUUUAUCAUCCGCUAAGAAUUUAAAAAUCACAUUCUUUGUUCAGCUGUUAAUGCUGGGAUCCAUAUUUAGUUUUAUAAGCUUUUCCCUGUUUUUAGUUUUGUUUUGGGUUUUUUGGCUCAUGAAUUUUAUUUCUGUUUGUCGAUAAGAAAUGUAAGAGUGGAAUGUUAAUAAAUUUCAGUUUAGUUCUGUAAUGUCAAGAAUUUAAGAAUUAAAAAAAGGAUUGGUUAAAAAA